Messenger RNA from Labeo rohita (rohu), 2215 nucleotides. It is a transcript of the gene slc30a1b, whose product is annotated as solute carrier family 30 member 1b. The record is from RefSeq and is a predicted model, not a curated record. Bases 339 to 1793 code for a protein of 484 amino acids. Gene Ontology annotation, biological process: detoxification of zinc ion; zinc ion transmembrane transport; intracellular zinc ion homeostasis. The transcript has 2 exons. Gene Ontology annotation, cellular component: Golgi apparatus; endoplasmic reticulum; membrane. Lineage: Eukaryota; Metazoa; Chordata; Actinopteri; Cypriniformes; Cyprinidae. Gene Ontology annotation, molecular function: calcium channel inhibitor activity; zinc ion transmembrane transporter activity.
GGGUGCAAAGUCUCAAGUUUCGUUUAACUUGUCCUGGAGAUUCAUGAGCGUCUUUUAUUCCAUCAUCAGUAUAUCGCGGCCGGUGUUUCUGUCCACAAGUAUGAAUGAAUGUCUCGGUGUGCUGAAUUUUUCUAGUGCGUCGCGUAACUGUCAAGUCGUAAGUUGCCAAUAGCAACAGCGUUUACGCGUUUAUUUUUAUUAGCUUUAAUAUCUUGUUUAUGACAAGCGUUAAUGCAGUAGACAUCUAAAACCGUUUUGGUUACGAAAUGUAAAAAUACUUAAUACCUAAAUAAUACUAACAGAAACUAAUUAUCACUGCUUUGCCGUUGAAGAGAGCCAUGGGUUUGGGACAGAAUCGGGUGCGUUUGCUGUGCAUGCUGUCUUUGACGCUUGUGUUUUUCAUAGUUGAAGUUGUGGUAAGCAGGAUAACUGCAUCUCUCGCAAUGUUGUCAGACUCUUUUCACAUGCUGUCGGAUGUAAUAGCUUUGAUAGUGGCUUUAAUCGCGGUGACAUUUGCGGAGACAACUCGUACCACAAGUAAAAACACGUACGGAUGGAUCCGCGCAGAAGUGAUGGGAGCUUUAGUGAACGCCGUGUUUUUGACGGCCCUCUGCUUCACUAUUUUAUUAGAAGCCAUUGAGCGCUAUACGAUGCCUCACGAGAUUGAGAAUCCACGCGUGGUCAUUUGGGUUGGUGUUGCCGGUCUCCUGGUGAAUGUACUCGGUCUUUUCCUGUUCCACGGACACGCAGGGUUUGGUGGACACGGACACUCGCAUGGUGGUCACUCUCACGGUGGUCACUCUCAUUCUGGACACUCUCAUGCUCACAAGACAAAUCGCAAAGAUUAUGAAAAACCAAAGGCACAUGAAGAAGCAUGCAAUCUCAUGAGAGAAAGCAACAGUUCUCAAGGAGACCGAACUUCUGAGCUAAAACCAGACAGCGUUGACAUCAAAAUCACUGCUAAGGGCUCGUUGGAGGACCUGGAUCACAGUCCCGAGACUGCCUCCCAGAUGAACAUGCGUGGGGUGUUCCUGCACGUGCUCGGCGAUGCAUUAGGGUCCGUCAUUGUGGUAGUCAACGCCUUGAUCUUCACCUUUGUGUGGACGCCAUGCCACACCGACGAAAUCUGUUUCAACCCCUGCCGUAGCAGCCACAUGACUGAACAACAACAUGUUAACACCACAGUCCUGAGCAUAUCCAAAACACCCGACAGGAUGCCUAGAAAAGUCUCUGUAGCCGGACCAUGCUGGGUGCUUUACCUGGACCCAACCUUGUGUGUAAUAAUGGUGUGUAUUUUGCUCUACACAACUUUCCCUCUCUUAAAGGAGUCGGCCCUGAUUCUCCUACAAACAGUACCCAAACAGAUCGAUAUGCACAAGCUGAAUAGGAAGCUAAGAAGCUUGGAUGGAGUUACGGCCGUUCAUGACCUGCAUAUCUGGCAGUUGGCUGGGUCUCGCAUUAUUGCGACCGCUCACAUCAAAUGCGCGGAUCCAGCUGCUUACAUGGGCAUAGCUAAACGUGUUAAAGACAUCUUCCACGAUGAAGGCAUCCAUGCUACAACUGUUCAGCCUGAGUUUUCUCCUGUUUCUGAAGGAGCUGCUGACUCUCAGUGUGAGCUUUCCUGUCGAAGUCAGUGCAAACCCAAGCUUUGUUGUAAUCCAAAUAAAAGGGCGGCUAAGCCAGAGGUGGAGUCGACCAAGAGUAAAGAAAAGUCCUGCAGCCACACUGUAGGACAGGCUGAUCAGAAAGAAGUGGAGAAUGCUGUACAUACGGAGAUGGAAUCAACGGUUUAGGUUGAGAAGGACAUUAUUUUGCACACACCUACUUGCUCAUAGCUGAUUGUUGCAGGAAAUGUGUCAAAUUAGGGCAAUUUUCUGGACUAUUUUAAAUCUGCUUAUUGCAGAAGUAUGUGUCAGAGCUGGGUUUGUUAAACCCAACAACAUUAGAUUUCAUACUGUGUUGAAUACUUUAUUCUUAUUAUGUAUGUUGGUUCUUACAGAUUGCUAGAUAGAUAGAUAUAAGUCACUGUAUGUGUUUACAAAUGAGAUAUAUUGAUGCAUAUUAAUAGGAGAUAUUUAUUUUUUAGCAAUAGUUUUAAGUUCUACUCCAAGAAUUUGCAUAUUCAUGGCGUAUUAGUGUGUUUUAAAGACUAUUUCAAAUCUGCUUAUUGCAGAAGUAUGUCUCAGAGAGUUGGGAUUGCUGAAUUUGUAACUGA